Molecule: messenger RNA, 3383 nt
Organism: Hyposmocoma kahamanoa
Lineage: Eukaryota; Metazoa; Arthropoda; Insecta; Lepidoptera; Cosmopterigidae
Product: putative inorganic phosphate cotransporter
Exons: 8
Coding region: 107-1588 (493 amino acids)
Biological process (GO): monoatomic anion transport; transmembrane transport
Molecular function (GO): transmembrane transporter activity
Source: RefSeq, a predicted model, not a curated record
GCUCACGCGCAUGUUGAAAUAAACACGCGCAAAUUGUGUACUUUUGUGUGUGAAGUGACUUUAAUUUUUUUUUAAUUUAAUUUAUAGUGAUAUUUGAACUGAAACAAUGUUAAAAGGCUGGCAGUUAAUUUUAUCUAAACUGUUCAUAAUACCUCAACGAUGGGUGAUGGCAGUAAUGGGAUUCUUGGCGGUGGCCAACGCUUACACAAUGCGGGUCUGCCUAAACAUCGCGAUCACCCAGAUGGUGCGGCACCGGUCGCAUACCAGCGGCGGCCAAGGUGGCUGUCCUGUACCGAAUCUCAAUGACACUCAUAGUGUUACUUCUGAUGCAAUAACGGAACUACAGUACGAUUGGGACGAACCAACGCAAGGUCUCAUUCUAAGUUCAUUCUACUACGGGUACAUUGUAACGCAUCUACCAGGCGGAUUGCUCGCCGAGCGUUUCGGCGGCAAAUAUUCGCUAGGAUUCGGUGUGCUUAGUACUGCAGUAUUUACUUUGUUGACGCCAUGGACGGUGAAAAUUGGAGAAGCUAAAGGGCUGAUUGUGCUACGAGUCUUAGAAGGUCUUGGUGAGGGUACAACAUUCCCAGCACUCAACGCAAUGCUGGCCCGAUGGGCACCAAUAAGCGAACGUGGAAGAAUGGGAUCUUUGGUCUUCGGAGGAGCACAGAUUGGCAAUAUUGCAGGCACUUAUUUGUCUGGUCUAGUGAUGAAGAAUACAGGGGAUUGGCAGCCUGUCUUCUAUCUCUUUGGAGCUUUGGGAUUGCUUUGGUUUAUUCUUUGGGCGCUGCUCUGCUACAACGACCCGGAAUCUCAUCCAUUUAUCUCAGACAAAGAAAAGAAGUACCUAGAAGAAGCUCUUGGCACACAUCGGAGUAGUCAGCCAUCAGCCAUACCCUGGAAGGCCAUUUUUAUGUCUGUUCCGCUUUGGGCUCUUGUUUGCGCGCAGAUUGGUCACGACUAUGGGUACUUCACAAUGGUAACCGAUCUUCCUAAGUACAUGACAGGAGUGUUGAAGUUCGACAUUCAUAGCACUGGUUACCUAUCGGCGUUACCUUACGCUGUUAUGUGGGUGUGCUCCAUAUUUUUUGGCUACGUUUGCGACAAAAUUGUCAAGAAGAACUGGAUGACUGUUACUAAUGCUAGGAAGACGUUUACGACUGUUGCGUCGGUAGGUCCAGGUAUCUGCAUGGUCCUAGCUUCAUACUCCGGUUGUGACACAACGACAGUGAUCAUUCUCUUCACGGCGUCCAUGGGUCUUAUGGGAGCUUUCUAUCCGGGAAUGAAAGUCAAUGCCCUAGACCUGAGCAACAACUACGCGGGAACGAUAAUGGCCAUUGUUAAUGGUAUUGGCGCCGUUGCUGGCAUCAUUGCUCCUUAUUUGGUUGGCCUUUUGACUACUAACAACACACUCGAACAAUGGCACAUAGUCUUCUGGAUAGCGCUGGUGGUGUUCAUCGUCACCAAUUUGGUAUUUGUGGCGUGGGCGUCCGGAGACGAACAAUGGUGGAAUAGCACUUCGCAAGAUCCUAAAAAGGCACAAGAAGCCAACGUAAAUCGGUCAAUUAAUGCUGAAAUUAAGUUAUAAACCACAAUAUCGAAGUGAACGUUAAACUUCGAUGGGAAAAAGGUAAUUUCAAGGCGACAUUGAAAUCUGUAAAGAUUUUUAUAUACUCUGUGGAAAGAGGUAUAGAAAUUACUAUAACGCUAUAUGAAACUAUCGCGCGAUAUUUAUGAAAAUCGUGUUCCUGUUUGAAACUGUAUCUACUUACUAAAAGAUCAUAAAGAUUAAUGUCUAAUAGGUACAAGUAAAUUUAAUCUAUUUAAAGCCCACUUGCUGUUGACUGUUUAAAUAAUAGAGUUAAUUUCACACUUUACAUUAAGCUAUAAAACUAUUAAAUUAGAGCAUACUCUAAGUACUUUUAUCAGAGCAGUAUAUCACGCCUAUUCUUUAAAUAUCUAUAGAGCAUGUUCACUACUUACUACCAUUUUGAUAUGUGUAGGCAGAGAUGAUAUUCUUUUAAGACAAAGCCUAGUUUUAGGUGUUUUUUACCUGAACUCCGGUUUUGUAACGUCUACCUGGAUUUUGUCAUCUAACGGAUUUUUCGUCUUAAGAGACAAUUUUCAGAAUAAAAAUGGCAGAAGCGUCAAAAUAUUUUAAUUCCAAAGCUGACGUUAUCACACACGCAAAAUGUGCUAAAUACAGAACAAAUUAGUCUAGAUAAUUAUUAAUCUUUGUCAAAAAUCAAGACGAAAUGGUUAGUGAGCAGGUGAGUAUACGGUCCGCAUGCACCCUCCACCAUCGAUAUCGCUGCCGUGACAGGUUUUCGAUUUUACUUUGUUACUUUUGUAGGUAACAUAUUCUAUAUAAAAAGGGAGCAGUAACUUAAACAAAUAAAUUGAUAUUUUUUAUGUAAAGAAGUAACCCGAAAAAAGUACAACUGUUUAGCGACAGCCAGUGUUAUGUGAUAGUAAAAAUAAUUGGUAACAAAUACAAUAAAAUUAGUAAGAAUUUAUUAGUUCUAAUUAUUCCAGAUUAUAAAUUACGAUAAUUUAUUUUCAAAUUAUCGUAUGUUACUCGUAUUCCUUAUUCCUAUUGUGUGUAUAAGACUAGUUUAUAAGGGUCAAAGUGUAACACCGGGUUUUCUGAAUAUAUAUCUAAAAUUACACAUUGAUUGGUUUUCUAGGAUAGUGGCCUAUUUCAAAAGCAUCAUCUCAUCUCAUUCACAAGGAAGAUGGUUUAAAAUCUGGGAUGAGUGUGUCGCGCAAAGUUUACAUAUUGUAGACCAUUCCAAUGCCAUUAUACGAUUAUUGUAACCAAUGAAAAGCUCGUUGACCCGUUAACAAUAAAAUUUUGCAUUUUCUGAACAAAUUUCAGUAAUAAGUAAAACGGAAGUAUUUUGGAUUGGGCCACUAUUUUUGGAAAGCAGUGAUAUGUACCUACAUCAAAAGUAAAUAGAUAGGUACUAUAGUUACAAAGGAAUCGUCUUGUAUAAUCUUAAAAAUUUUUAGAGAUAUUCAAAUAAAAAACACAUAUUUUUGCACAAAACAAUUUAUUAAUUACUUUAAUAUUUUUUUAAUAAACCGCUUAAUAAUUUUAAAAAAUGUAGAGUAGUGGUAUUGUUAUUUCAUUAUAAUGUGGUAUUGCUAUAAAGACAUAAAACCUAUUUUUAAGACUGGUUACUGAAUAUUGUUGAAACUAUGACUAAACAAUAAUACGAUUUAAACAUUUCCUAGUUAGGUAACCAUUUUCUCUAUUUUUAUUGUUAAUAAUGCCGUUGUUUAGCAUAAGCAUAGUACAAUAAAUGAAGUAAUGAUAACGUCAUACAAAUGUAGCAGCGCGGCUUGUAUACGUUCGCCGUGCUUCGUGUACCGACGCACAC